UUUACAGCUCAGGUCAGACAGGCACGAGCAGAUAACCCUCGAUUCAGCUGCUCACGUGACCGGGGGCAGGCUACUAGGACGCGUGGGCGUGUCUCUAUGCGGAUCCUACCCUAGAGCUCACCUGUCAGGUUGCAAGACCGAGGCUGUGAAGAACUUUCUUGGUCAAAACCCGACUGGAAAACAAAACAAAACAGCGCUAUGGAGUCUCCAGUGAAGGAUUCCCCGGUGAGACCGGGUUUCCACAGAAUGGAGAUCCAGAAAACGACGUGGGACGUCCCGCAUAGAUACGCGAACCUGCAGGCCAUCGGCUCCGGAGCUUACGGGACAGUGUGCUCUGCCAUCGACCAGAAGACCAAGGAGAAGGUGGCCAUCAAGAAGCUCUACCGGCCUUUUCAGUCCCUCAUCCACGCCACGCGGGCCUACAGAGAGCUCAGGCUGCUCCGUCACAUACAGCAUGAAAAUGUGAUCUGCCUUCUUAAUGUCUUCACACCUGACCCCACACUGGAGAAAUUCCAAACCUUUUAUAUGGUAAUGCCCUUUGUAGCCCAGGAUCUGGGCCACAUUAUGAAGACCAAGAGAUUAAGCAAUCGCAUCGUCACAUACCUGUUCUACCAGCUUCUAAGAGGCUUGAAGUACAUUCACUCUGCAGGGAUCAUUCAUCGGGAUCUGAAGCCUGGUAAUCUCGCUGUGAAUGAGAACUGUGAAUUAAAGAUUCUGGAUUUUGGCCUGGCAAGACAUACAGAGAGUGAAAUGACUGGUUACGUUGUAACACGGUGGUACCGAGCACCAGAGGUCAUAUUUAACUGGAUGCACUACAGCCAGACAGUGGAUGUCUGGUCAGCUGCCUGUAUACUGGCUGAAAUGAUCACUGGCCAGGUGCUUUUCCGAGGACAGGACAGUAUCGAUCAGCUGAAGAAGAUCCUCCGUCUAACAGGAACUCCAGACUCCUCCCUGGUGCAGAAGAUGCAGAGUAAAGAUGCACAAUCAUAUGUGCGAGGUCUCCCUCCACAAAAGAAGAAAAACUUCAAGGAAGCGUUUCCAGGCUUGGAUGACGGUGUUAUAGACCUGCUGGAGGGGAUGUUGCUGCUGGAUCCUGAGGCCAGGCUGACAGCUAAGCAGGGACUGUCCCACCCUUACCUGGCUGAAUAUCACGACCCAGACUGCGAACCAGACGCUGAGCCCUAUGACGACUCCUUCGAGAGCCUGGAGCUCGCCAUUGGCGAGUGGAAGAGUCUGAUCCACAUGGAGAUCAUGACCUUUGACCCUGACCACCCUAGUAUGACGGCCAUGUAGACCCCUUCAACUGUUUAGGUAUAAUAUAUGCACAAAGUGAAAAUUUGUCAUAUAGCAUCUUAAACGUGUUUUUGGUGCAUCUGAUGUGUAUUGCAGUUAAAAUGCAUUUCAAUACAGGGCAGCUUUAUUUUGUAUGGCGGCCUCUACAGGACAAUAGAGUCUGUAAGAAGUAACGAUAAGAGUAAUAUUCUUUCAUUGUGGAUUGCUUUGGUACCUUCACUAUGCAAUGAAAACAAAUGUGUUUGCAAGUGUUGCUGCAGGUAAAAUACAUUUGUGAUUCAAAUGUAAGUAAGCUUUAGGAAAUGCAAAAAUGUUAUGUUGGAACUGGUGCAUGUGGAUAUUAUUUGUUCAAUGAUCUGUGGUGUUUGUAAUAACUUAAACCACAUUUAGAAUGAAAGGCAAACAAAAUAAAAUACAAGUUCAUGAAAAGCAGUUCAUACUUAACAUAUUUCCUUUUAACAACAUUGCAACAUUUGUUUGUUACGCUGAAGCGGUGUCUGCUCAUUUCAGUAAGGAUGAAAUGUUUGGGGUUUUUUUUUUUUUUAUGGCGUAUAGCUUUAAUUCAAGGUUUUCAUCUGUAAAACGUCCUGUGUCAGAAUGUUUGGAAAGGAAAUGCUAAUUAAUAAGUUUAGAAGAUCCAGUCCAAGACUCCUUUCACAUUCAAUAACAAUUUAUUUCACUUAUCACUGAAUUGUCAGUGGGAACAGACGUGUGACAAAGUCAAGAUAAGGUUCAUAAGUACAGAGGUUUAUGGUUAAAAGCUAGUUACAGUCACUUUACAUGGGUGUAUUUGUCUUUCUGUAUGUUUUUGUGUCUUGUAUUCACAACAAAUAUGGGUAUAUUGUGCAGUGUUACUCUCUUCAUUUCAUAAUGAUCCGAAUCAUUUACACUGUUGUGUUUAUGUUUGUUUUUUUUGUUACUUCUCUUCUGAUUUCAAGAAAAAAAAAUAUUUCAAUAAAAAAAUAAAAGGAGCUGUCUGUUUUC
This is a messenger RNA of Oreochromis aureus, 2277 nucleotides long. RefSeq names its product STKc_p38 domain-containing protein. Lineage: Eukaryota; Metazoa; Chordata; Actinopteri; Cichliformes; Cichlidae. The transcript is spliced from 12 exons. Gene Ontology annotation, biological process: protein phosphorylation; intracellular signal transduction. Gene Ontology annotation, molecular function: ATP binding; MAP kinase activity. Bases 199 to 1293 code for a protein of 364 amino acids. The record is from RefSeq and is a predicted model, not a curated record. Gene Ontology annotation, cellular component: cytoplasm; nucleus.